GAAGAGGGCGUCGGCUCCCUUUUAGCCGGUAGAGGAGGAAGGUGCCGGGGACUGGCGAGCUGCUCGCGCACAACCGCGAGGUUCAGACUGCAGCGCGCGCGACGCGAGACGAGGACAGACGAGCUUAAAAACGGACAACCUCACAGUCGAGUAUCUUUUUUUCAACGGCGUCAAAAUAUAGAAACCACAGCGCAGCCAGCAUGUCGGUGCUAGCGCUGCAAGAGUACGAAUUCGAGAGGCAGUUCAACGAGGACGAAGCCAUACGAUGGAUGCAGGAGAACUGGAAGAAGUCGUUUCUCUUCGCGGCUCUCUACGUCGCCAUCAUCCUCGGUGGCCGCCGCGUCAUGAGACAGAGGGAGAAGUUCGAGCUGAGGAAGCCGCUGGUGCUCUGGUCGCUCACGCUGGCUCUGUUCAGUAUAUUCGGUGCCAUCCGUACUGGGAGCUUCAUGGUGUACAUCCUGAUGACCAAAGGGCUGCAGCGGUCCGUCUGUGACCAGAGCUUUUACAACGGGCCCGUCAGCAAGUUCUGGGCAUACGCCUUCGUCCUCAGCAAAGCACCAGAACUGGGCGACACGCUCUUCAUCGUCCUGAGGAAACAGAAGCUCAUCUUCCUCCACUGGUACCACCACGUCACGGUGCUGCUCUACUCCUGGUACUCCUACAAGGACAUGGUGGCCGGCGGCGGCUGGUUCAUGACCAUGAACUACCUGGUGCACGCCGUCAUGUACUCUUACUACGCGCUGCGGGCGGCCGGCUUCAAGGUGUCGCGCAAGUUCGCCAUGUUGAUCACCCUGACCCAGAUCGCCCAGAUGCUGAUGGGCUGCGUGGUCAACUACCUGGUGUACUCGUGGAUGCAGCAGGGCCAGGAGUGUCCGUCGCACAUGCAGAACGUCGUGUGGUCCUCGCUCAUGUACCUCAGCUACUUUGUGCUCUUCGUCCAGUUCUUCUGCGGGGCCUACGUCAGGAAGUCCAAGUCGAAGGCCUCGGCCGGCGCCGAGAAGAGCGAGUGAAGACGCGGAAGAGGGGCGACGACGGCGGCGACAGAGGGAGUUGGAAAAAGACCGGCGACUUGAGAUGAACUGUGUGCGUGUGCGGUGAGGGGUUGUUGGGAUGCAGGGGGUGGUGGGAGGAGGGUCGAGAGGACGGCUGGUGUUUUGCGCUUGAGCAUUAUUUUUAUUCUAAUGGACGCGGCGUCUCCGUCGAGGGAACGCCGAGGAAGCGGCGGGAGUCACGAUCAGAGCCGUCGUGACUUGUCCACCUGAAGUUUAAAAUCUCUUUUUUUUUAAACUAUAUAUAUUUUUAAAUAACCUAAAUAAAAUAUAACCACCACAAAAAAAAAAAAAAAUGUCACUGCCACACGCAUAUGUUUACUGGGUAUUAUACAAAUGGAUAAAUUGGUACAUAUGACGAUGGGCGGCGUCGACGUCGAUCCGAGUGUUUUUUGUCGUCUGUUGUGUUUUGUUUCGAUCCGUCGAAGAGGAAGUUUGAGACGCCGGUGCCAAGUCGGUGGUCGAUGAGAACUGGCGGCGUUGACGGCGCUGUAUCUUCUGUGUCUCGCGUUGCAAAACGCGAUAUUUUCUCAGGUCUUAGGUUAUCUCUUUCUUAAUAUAAUAUGCAUAUCAAGACAAAAGUAGACAUGUUUGACAUGGAGCCGGCGCGGCCGUUUAGUCGGGAAAGAGUGUGAAUGAAGCCGAUUGGACUGACUGCCUCAGGCGAUCACUCUGCUGCAAGGCAUGAUGGGAAGCGGAUGCUGACGGUGCCCCCCCCCCCCCCCCCCACGCAUCACCGCUCGUCAUGACCUCGCAGAAGUUGCCGAACACACUCGGAAAAAUGACUUGCAGUUGAUUUCCAAAACGCAUCCCCGCGCUGAAGGGUCCCGACCAGUGAAGAGUCUGUUGGACGCCGAAGGCUUAAAAUGGAGGACAAACAUAUUUAUUUAGCAAAAGAAGAAGAAAGAAGAAGAAAAAAAAUCAAACAUGCAAAUUGUUGAAAUCUGCGGUAUUGACUUUUAAAAGUACGAUGUAUCCUUAAUGGUGUCUGUUGUGCAUUUGUGCAUUUGCACUGUAUCAAUGUCAAAAACAGUUGUUGCCAAAAAAAUGUGACGUGC
This is a messenger RNA of Pseudoliparis swirei, 2107 nucleotides long. It is a transcript of the gene elovl6, whose product is annotated as ELOVL fatty acid elongase 6. The record is from RefSeq and is a predicted model, not a curated record. The transcript has 4 exons. Gene Ontology annotation, biological process: fatty acid elongation, saturated fatty acid; fatty acid elongation, monounsaturated fatty acid; fatty acid elongation, polyunsaturated fatty acid. Gene Ontology annotation, molecular function: fatty acid elongase activity. Bases 201 to 1010 code for a protein of 269 amino acids. NCBI's taxonomy places the organism in Eukaryota, Metazoa, Chordata, Actinopteri, Perciformes, Liparidae. Gene Ontology annotation, cellular component: endoplasmic reticulum membrane; endoplasmic reticulum.